This is a messenger RNA of Carica papaya (papaya), 846 nucleotides long. The record is from RefSeq and is a predicted model, not a curated record. Lineage: Eukaryota; Viridiplantae; Streptophyta; Magnoliopsida; Brassicales; Caricaceae.
AACUUACCCACAGCUUCGAUUCUGAAACAGGAACCUUAACCAUAUCCUAUGAAGUUAUGAACCAGUAACUUCGAUGAGAUCUCCUCUCCAAAAAUCUCUAUCCCAUCUGUAAUUAACCCAUCCUUUCCCCCUACUUAACUUCCUCAACCUCCACCGUUCACCCCAAAACUAGCCCACCUCCAUGCCGCUGCCUCCCGUUUACCAACCCCAUGGUGAUCCCUCACCGCCUCCACCAUCACAUCCACCGCCAAAGCCCAACACCAAAAUCCUCUCUCUCAUUCUCAAAUCGAUUAUUAUGGUAUUUAUAACCUCUCUCUUUUUCCUCCUCAUGGGUCUCGCCUCUCUCCUCCUCCUCCCCCUCCUUCUCGCUUCGAUCCAUCGCCACCAUCGCAAUCACCCGUCGUCGGAGGGCUUCUGUUCGAAGCGGUUGAAGAAGCUCCCCCAAUUCAAGCUCUCCAAAAAGAUGGAGAACGACUGCGUCGUUUGUCUUGAUGGCUUCAAACAAGGCCAAUGGUGCAGGAAACUCGUUGGGUGCGGUCACGUCUUCCCACAGAAGUGUGUGGAUACCUGGUUGAUCAAAGUGCCGGCUUGUCCCAUUUGCCGAUCGACGGUGCAAUUGGAGGAUGAUAAAGAGGAGUUUUGGACUACUUUUGGUCGGAGAAGGAGAAAUCAUGGCUUCAGGCUAUGUUAGAUAUGUAAGUUUUUUUUUUUUUUUUUUUUAAUUUUUUUUCUUUCAAGGAGUUUGAGAUUUUUGUAGCAUCUAUGUUUCUGUUAAAGAGAUUUGUAAUGAUGAUUGUGUACAGUCUCAAUUUUAUAUAAAAAUCAUCAUCGUUUUAUCCCUGAGAA